UAAUAUAACGGGGUCUUGCUAAAACUGUACCUAAAAAAGUAUAUAUCACUGCAACCUAGAUACACGAUGUAGAAGACCCCCUUGAAAGACGAUGACCUGUGCGCAAUGUUGGGCAUUAAUAUUCAUAGUGCAUUGUCUCACCUAUCUGUCAAAAGCCCAGGUCAGAAUCCUUUUUACCUUCAAAGUACAAGAUUAAAGAUUACAUACAACCAGACAACCUACUUAAACUGUCAUUCUCAGUUCAAAAUGAUCGAUGGCGGAUAAACUUAAUCUAUUGCCGAUAAUUUAGAUACCUAUACAAACAAAUACAGUGCAUUUAGGAAGUAAGUGGGCGGUACGUGUGAUACACUCAAAUUAUGUGUGAUGUUCAGCCGGUGCUAAGUUCAGAUUGCUAAUCAUUUUAGAGUUGUGUGGAGUGUCUAAAUCAAAGCGAGUUGAUCAAACCAACGUCUAGUGAAGUGAUGAUAUACGUCAAUAAAUAGGGUUAUCUGGUAAUCUAGUCCGUGUAAAACCCGCAUCUGUAAUUGAAACUAACGAAAACACGAGAAUUCCGAUCGCCUCACACCUGAUAUCAGUUAAUCUAUAUAAAGAUGGAGUAAAUACUUAAUUAGUGGUCAUUGUUAUACGAUACGGCGGACAAGAUGAGGGUGCUCACAAUCGCAGUAGCCUUGUUGGCCACGACUGUUGCUUCAGAGCUGAUAUCCUCGGAUGGCAUAGAAGAUUUAUUCAGGAGACACGCAAGAAACGAAUUAAGUCUGAUAGAAAAUGAAAAACUCCAGGAUAUUAUUGAAAUACUUUAUAGACCGGAACAUUUUUCGACCGAAUCACUGGAAAAUGCACGCGAAAGUAGAGCGUCCUUGGAUUGUUUAAUUUGCCGAAGUGCAUUUGCUGUAGUAUUUGAAGAUGUCAAAAAUGGGAAGACCGACGAAGAGAUCUCAGAAGCUGUCAUAAGCCUUUGCACAUCAUUAAAUAUUGAAACGUAUAAUGUUUGUUCAGGAAUUGUACCUCUAAAUAUACCCAUAAUUACUCACAUAAUAAGAACAACUCCAGAAGCAACGCCGAGAUCGUUUUGUGGACUAGUUCUGCAAACCGUGGGAAACCCAAACAUCUGCGUUAUAGAAGACCCAAGAUUCGAAUGGCAAGUGGAAAUACCGGAGAAAACUACAGUAACCAACGUCCCUUCCGCUGAAGCUAAGCCGUAUAAGGCUGUGGUCAUCACAGAUACGCACCUCGACCCGCUAUACGAAGCGUUCGGUGUUGGCGAUUGCGAUGAACCGACAUGUUGCCGAAAGGGACAAACUGCUGCCAAACAUUUCGAGUACAGAACCAAUAUAGAUGAAUCAGUAAUCAAAGAAACAAUUGUCAAUGAUAACGGGCAAGUUAUGCUGGAUCUGAGUAUGGCGCCAAAGAUACGUGAGCUAAAGAAGUCAACGCGAACGAGAUUCUUAACUAAUAGGGACUCGGCACCAGCCGGUUUCUGGGGAGAUUACAGAAGCUGUGACUCGCCAAUUUGGGCUGUUGACAACGUUAUUGAGACUAUUGCAGAUACACACAAGAAUAUCGAUGUAGUAUAUUACAUUGGUGACACAAUCGACCACGGCGUGUGGGAGACAUCCUACGAGUUAAUCAGUGAGAUGAACCGUCAUUUAAUUGAAAAAAUAAGAAAAAGCUUCGGAGACGACGUAAAAGUUUUGCCAGUCAUCGGUAAUCAUGAAUCUCAACCUACAAACCAAUUUGCACCGGCAUCUGUAACAGGCGCAUACAUAAACACAACUUGGCUAUAUGACGAGCUUGCUGAAAAAUGGGGAUUCUAUUUAACUGAAGACGCAAAAGUGACUCUACGCGAACGCGGAGAAUUCUCCAUGCUUAUCCGACCAGGACUAAGAGUUAUCACUUUGAACAACAAUGUUGCUUACAAAUAUAACUGGUGGGUUGUAUAUGAUCCAGUGGACGCCAAAAAACAUUUGGACUGGUUGAUAUCAGAGCUACACAAAGCGGAGUUAGCCGGUGAGAAGGUUCACAUCCUGGCUCACAUCCCGCCCGGCGUGCACGACCUCACUAAGACAUGGACACGAGAAUACAACAGGAUUGUGAACAGGUUUUCAUCAACAAUUGCUGCUGAAUUCAACGGCCACACGCAUUCGGACGAGUUUAAAAUAUUCUACAGCCCUGACGAUAGGCCGAUAAACGUAGCAUGGGGCGGUGGUAGUGCUACGAGCUACACAAACUACAAUCUCAACUACAAAAUUGUUGACUUCAAUGGCGCCACCUACGCACCCGAAAGCAUCGCGAAUUACGUAUAUAAUCUCACAGAAGCAAACCUCACUCCACACCGUCCGCCACAUUGGUUCCAACUCUACGACAUGAAGAACACGUUCGGACUAACCGAUCUAUCCGCCAAGUCAAUGGACAACCUAGUCCAUAAAAUGGUGACCACAAACAAGGAAUAUUUAGAUAUGUAUGCUGCGUUUUUCUCGAAAGUGAGCGACACUCGUUGGCCAACUUGCAACGAUUGGUGCAAACUCGAUAACCUUUGUAAAAUUGUCGUAACCGUAUUGUGGGAGCGACAAAAAUGUGAAGAAUUACGUGACAUAUUCUAUUCAUCGAAUUAGAACUUAAGUGCCAUAUUUUUUUUUAUUAUAUAGUAUUAAAACGCAACCUAAUAAAAGAUCUAAUUAUAAAAAGAA
Trichoplusia ni (cabbage looper) is the source of this 2687-nucleotide messenger RNA. RefSeq names its product sphingomyelin phosphodiesterase 1-like. The record is from RefSeq and is a predicted model, not a curated record. Bases 642 to 2612 code for a protein of 656 amino acids. Gene Ontology annotation, cellular component: lysosome. The transcript has 10 exons. Gene Ontology annotation, molecular function: acid sphingomyelin phosphodiesterase activity. Gene Ontology annotation, biological process: ceramide biosynthetic process; sphingomyelin catabolic process. NCBI's taxonomy places the organism in Eukaryota, Metazoa, Arthropoda, Insecta, Lepidoptera, Noctuidae.